CAUACGCAAUAAAAGAAUAGCCUAGCUAGCAUAUAAUGUAUAACUAGAUGUAGCAAAAUCCUUGUCUAAUUUGUAUGAAAGCCCUCUAAAUCAAAGCCAAGAAAGUUAGUAAACCAAACACAUCUACCAAACAAAACUAUGUUUCCAGCAACCAUACCACUACUUCCAGUGCUCUUUGUCACACUCGCCCUCCCCAUCACCGUAUUGUUCCUAAAAAGAAAACAUCAUGAUAGAUCACUCCCACCGGGACCACCGGCAUUUCCGGUCUUCGGUAACCUGCCCAUGCUGCUGGGGAAGUUCCCACACCGCACACUCCAAGCCAUGGCCCAAAAAUACGGCCCAAUUAUGUCCCUUCGGUUAGGGCAGAUCCCAGCCCUCAUUGUCUCAAACUCCGAAGCCGCAGAAAUGUUCUUAAAGACACACGACGCUAGUUUUGCGAGCCGUCGCAAAACCCAGGCAAGCGAGUACGUAUCAUACGGCUCCAAAGGGCUGUUGUUCUCGGAGUACGGUACGUACUGGCGCAACAUGAAGAGAUUGUGCACGUCGCAGCUUCUGAGCGCGUCGAAGGUGUCGUCUUUUGCUGGUGUUAGGGAGAGAGAAGUGGAAGCGACGGUGAAAUCGAUCAAGAGAGCUGCAGCGAGAGGUGAGGCGGUGAAUAUUACUGAGGCGGUGAAUCAUCUUGUAGAGGAUACAACGUAUAAGAUAGUGAUGGGGCGUAGUAGGGAUAAUGAGGUUGAUUUGACUGCCCUAGUUCAUGAUGCUAUUAGCGUCAGUGGAGCCUUUAAUAUCGCAGAUUAUGUGCCCUGGCUUGGAUCUUUUGACCUUCUUCUGGGAUCCACACGAAGGUUGAAGAAAAUUGCUAAAGCUGUUGACCAAGUGUUGGAGAAGAUAAUUGAGGAGCAUCACACUAGAGGUUCUGGUUCGGGUGCAUGCCAUGCCUCGAGGGACCACAGGGAUUUCAUUGACAUAUUACUCUCCCUUAUGAACCAACCCGUUGAUCCACGUGAUGAACAGAGCCAAGUCAUGGAUCGAACCAACGUUAAGGCUAUACUCCUAGAUACUAUUGCAGGCUCAUUUGAAACUUCUGCAACCGUUAUUGUAUGGGUUUUAUCCGAGCUGUUAAAGCAUCCAAGAGUGAUGAGAAACCUUCAAGACGAGCUAGCUAAUUUGGUUGGAUUGAACAAAUUUGUGCAAGAGACCCAUUUGACAAACCUAAGUUACUUGGAUAUUGUGAUCAAAGAAACAUUACGAUUACAUCCUGCUGGAGCAUUUUUUCCCCGCGAAACAAUUAAAGAUACUAUGGUUAAUGGUUAUCAUAUAAGAGAAAAGACAAUAAUCAUAAUAAACUUAUGGGCAUUGGGAAGAGAUCCUAAGGCAUGGUCUAAUAAUGCUAAUGAGUUUUAUCCCGAAAGAUUUUUAACUAAAAAUUUUGACUACCGUGGCUACAGCUUUCAGUUUAUACCAUUUGGUUCUGGUAGCAGAGGAUGUCCUGGAAUACACCUAGGACUAACUAUGGUGAAACUUAUUGUGGCUCAGUUAGUACAUUGCUUCACCUGGGAAUUACCAUCGAACAUGACGCCAGAUGAGUUGGACAUGAACGAAAAAUUUGCACUCACACUGACUAAAGCCAAGAACUUACAUGCUGUGCCAACGUAUCGUCUUCUUUGUGAAGUCUAAAGGAUACACCUUGAUUUAUUAUGCGUACUUGUUAUUGACUCUACUUUUUUCACUACGAUAUGUUCUUUUUUCCCGUAUGUAAUAGUACAUGUCUCACUUUAAGACUUAA
Arachis stenosperma is the source of this 1786-nucleotide messenger RNA. Its product is annotated as cytochrome P450 CYP736A12-like. The transcript has 2 exons. Bases 139 to 1677 code for a protein of 512 amino acids. Gene Ontology annotation, molecular function: monooxygenase activity; iron ion binding; heme binding. The record is from RefSeq and is a predicted model, not a curated record. NCBI's taxonomy places the organism in Eukaryota, Viridiplantae, Streptophyta, Magnoliopsida, Fabales, Fabaceae.